This is a messenger RNA of Priapulus caudatus, 1294 nucleotides long. Its product is annotated as mitochondrial 2-oxodicarboxylate carrier-like. The record is from RefSeq and is a predicted model, not a curated record. Gene Ontology annotation, biological process: transmembrane transport. Bases 27 to 983 code for a protein of 318 amino acids. The transcript is spliced from 9 exons. NCBI's taxonomy places the organism in Eukaryota, Metazoa, Priapulida, Priapulimorpha, Priapulimorphida, Priapulidae.
CCUGUUCUGUGACGUCAUCCACAAACAUGGCAGCGCCCACAGAAAAGAAUUCAGAUCUUAAAUCUGAACAAGUAACUGUUGUAACAGCUAAAAACCAUGGCUUAGUAAAGUUGGCAGGCAUGCAAAUUGUAGCAGGAGGGUCAGCUGGACUUGUUGAGGUGUCAUUGAUGCACCCACUUGACCUCGUAAAAACGCGAUUUCAAGUGCAGAGGGGUCCGGAUGAUCCACAGCGCUAUAAAUCCCUGGCAGAUUGCUUCCGAAGGAUCUACGCAAAAGAAGGAAUUGCAUCAUUCUACAAAGGUAUUUUGCCACCCAUCCUUGCAGAAACUCCGAAGAGAGCCACAAAGUUUUUUACAUUUGAGCAAUAUAAGAAGUUUUGGGCGUUUGGUGAACCGGCUCCAAAUGCACUGGGACUGUCGAUGGCAGGCUUGUGUUCUGGGCUUACGGAGGCGAUAGUGAUCAACCCAUUUGAAGUGGUCAAAGUGAGACUGCAGGCAGAACGCGACGUGAUUUUAGGAGAGCAAAAGAGUGCAUUCGCAAUCGCCCGAGAAGUCGUCAAGAAGGAUGGAUACGGCAUGCAAGGUCUUAACAAGGGACUGACUGCAACGCUCGGAAGGCACGGAGUGUGGAACAUGAUCUACUUUGGAUUCUAUCACAACAUAAAGGAUGCCUUCCCACAGUAUGAGAACCCCAAGGCAGAGUUUGGCAGGAAGUUUGCGAUCGGCCUGGUGGCGGGCACUCUAGCCUCUACCGUGAAUAUCCCAUUCGACGUGGCGAAGAGUCGGAUACAGGGACCGCAGCCUGUGCCGGGAGUCAUCAAGUACAGGACGUGCUUCCGCACCAUGGUUACAGUGUUCAAGGAGGAAGGAGCCAUCGCACUGUUUAAAGGCUGGGUGCCAAAGAUCAUGAGAUUAGGACCAGGUGGAGCUAUCAUGCUGAUGGUGUACGAACAAGUGUACGAGUUCCUGAAGGAGAAAUUCUGAGUUUGUCAUAUACAAAUGCAUUCGGAAUCAGCAGCAGAACAAUUAGACCUGUUCCAAUCUAUCGUCCCGUUAUCAGCCAAGACGAAGCGACUCAGGACAAAUGCACAAUCUCGUUUCCAUGGCAACAGAUGUGCGGCUCGUUUUAAAAGGUCGACUUGUUGCCGUGUCGUACAUUGUUUUGCGUCUUCCAGUCACGCGAUUAACAUUUGACGUCAAACGUUGCGGUGUCGUAGACACAGAUCUGAAGCACAGGCACUUGGAGCGUUUCAAUAAAAUAUAAUGCUAAAUAAACUCUCCUUCACCUAUUAUUG